Messenger RNA from Ustilaginoidea virens, 447 nucleotides. RefSeq lists its product as uncharacterized. The record is from RefSeq and is a predicted model, not a curated record. Lineage: Eukaryota; Fungi; Ascomycota; Sordariomycetes; Hypocreales; Clavicipitaceae. The transcript has a single exon. Bases 1 to 447 code for a protein of 148 amino acids.
AUGUCUAAAUUCAUCCUCACCAAGCAACUUGUCCGCAAAGCAUUGGCUCCCCUGCUCGAGGUCGACAACCUCGAGCUGCGGAGGAAAUUCCUCACCGACUAUCUCGUCCCCAACGUCACUUGGACAUGCACCGGCAGUGCGCACUCUCUUGCCGGCUCACGAUACAGCGUCAAGGACCACGAAGACGCAACGUUCAACAGGCUGGGCAAGAAUCUCAAGGGGCCCAUCAAGUUCGUCGUCACGAGGGUCAUAGUCGACUCGGAGCGCGAGCAGGACGGAUGGUGGUGCGCGGUUGAAGCUCGGGGGGAGGCCAUCAGGAUCACCGGCCAGCGAUACGACAACGAGUACGCGUGGCUGAUGCGGUGGAAUGACGAGGGCAGGAUCGACGAGAUUCGGAGCUACUUUGACACCAUGCUCUCCGAGCGGGUUUUGGCUGGAUCCGCGUAA